GUUUCUCUUGUUCCUUGUGUUAUUUUGGAUUCUCCUCUGGACCUUUGAGUUUUUCAGAGUUAUUGGUCAUUUUAUGUAGUUUAUUUUCUCCUGUGUUUUGCUUCAUAAGCUGUUUGGUUUCAAUCUUUCCUUCCAGAUUCUUCUGUCGUUCUGUUCCCUGAAUAAUCUUCAAGGCUGUUCUGUUUUUAUACAUAAAGGAAAGAAAAAAGACAGUUUGUGGUUGUGAAAAUAUGCAUAUUUGCAGAGUAGCUGAUUACUCAGGCUGUAAGACGUUCAUUAUGUUCAUCAGAACGACAGAACAGAGGAAACCGUCUCUGUGGCACCGGCCUGAAGAGCAGAAUGUUUCACUGAUCUUCAUCAACCAGACGAUGAGCUGGCCUGCAGCCCAGAGCCACUGCAGGAAGCAUCACACUGAUCUGGCCAGCGUGAGGACCGUGUCAGAGAACGAGCAGAUAAAGGGCCUAGUCCAAUCAGCAGGAGAGCUUCAGGCCUGGAUCGGUCUGUACAGACUCUCCUGGGUGUGGGUGGAUGGCAGUAACUCCUCCUUCCGCCACUGGAGAGCGUCAGAACCGAACGGGUCGGAGGAGAACUGUGCAGCCGCCGUUCCUGCAGACGGCGGGCGGUGGGAGGACUGGCCCUGCUCCUGGAAAAUGCCUUUUUUUUGCAACGCAGUUCCAGGUUCAAAGCGGCUGGUGAAGGUGAAGCUGGUGAAGUCUUCCUCUCUGGACCUCAGAGACCCGGCUGUGCUGGCAGACCUGCUGCAGCAGUUUGAACAGAAGUUGAAGGCCAGCAGAUCGGAUGGAGACGUCAGGCUGAGCUGGAGGAAAACGUUGGAUGGAGAAAUCUUCCACCAGGAGCGAUCAUCAGCUUCAGACUGGAAGACUGGACUCCUCUAAAGACUUCCAGCUUCACAAAUCUAAAGUUUAUAUUUGUGAUGUGAUUAUCAUAAUUUCUUUGUGUGCUGAUAGACAGAAGGUCUGAGAGUCUGAAUGGAUGAAUAAAACAUGGCUGACUCAAACU
Poecilia latipinna (sailfin molly) is the source of this 1020-nucleotide messenger RNA. RefSeq names its product layilin-like. The coding region runs from base 231 to 896 and encodes 221 amino acids. NCBI's taxonomy places the organism in Eukaryota, Metazoa, Chordata, Actinopteri, Cyprinodontiformes, Poeciliidae. The transcript has 4 exons. The record is from RefSeq and is a predicted model, not a curated record.